AUGGCUGGCUUCAAGAAAGUGGCCCCCAUGAACCCUUCACCUGAUCCGUUUUAUUUGGAUAUCUAUGGAUGGGACUCCGCAUAUAAUUUGACCAACGACGGCGACACUCCCGAAUAUAGUGAAUAUCAGGAUAUUCACAUCAGUUCGAGCUAUGAGUAUGUCCUCGAGAUAUCCAGUGAUGCUUACCGGUUUGCCGGCGUAAUGAGCACGUUUUUCCUCCGUACUUUCGACUUCAAGUUCAACGUUUCUGAAAUUUGCGACAUCCGGGAUGAACAUGGUGAGCUUUUCAGCGGGGGUUAUUACGUUUCAGGGGAGGGCAACGGGGAGCAGUAUUUCUCUCAUGCCAUUACCACGGCAACUAUUACGGGUUACUUGGACCAGCAAAGCGCGUGGAUCGAGACAGGAGGAUAUUUCGGCGCGAGUAAUAGAGGUACAAGCCUCAUUGGGUGGCUCGAUAUAGCUUUUCACGGGAGUAUCGAUGACGAACGGUCUGACAAGUUGGUCUUGGGGGAAAUAAGCUAG
Penicillium macrosclerotiorum is the source of this 522-nucleotide messenger RNA. RefSeq lists its product as uncharacterized. The transcript is spliced from 2 exons. NCBI's taxonomy places the organism in Eukaryota, Fungi, Ascomycota, Eurotiomycetes, Eurotiales, Aspergillaceae. The record is from RefSeq and is a predicted model, not a curated record. The coding region runs from base 1 to 522 and encodes 173 amino acids.